Rattus norvegicus (Norway rat) is the source of this 14192-nucleotide messenger RNA. Lineage: Eukaryota; Metazoa; Chordata; Mammalia; Rodentia; Muridae. The record is from RefSeq and is a predicted model, not a curated record.
GUGGCUAAAGGACUGGGAACCCCAGGAAGAAACUUCCACAGGUGAGGUGCUGGCUGGAUGAGGAGGGUUCCUCUGCAGCCAUUUGGGGGUUUUUGCUUGACAGGGCAGAAUGGAAGCCCCCUACGCAGAUCCCAUGAGCUCAGAGGGACAGAGGAAGGCUGCUAGAGUCUACUUCCCCACUGCGUGUCCCCUAGAAGGCCCCACCAAUAGGGCCAGGAGGGUCCAGGAACCUUAGUAUUUGCUGCUGUUGAAUUUUUUUUUUUAAUUCAGAAUGCACACACACACACAAACGGGGGUGGUGUGGGGGGCACGAUGACUUGCUGACUAUAGGUCAUGGGAUUGUGUGGCUGCCUAGAUUGCCUGGCGUAUGCUACCCUUAGGACUCCUUAACCCAAAGGAUGGGUACUAUCGACCCAGGUAGGGGGAUUGUAUAUAGUUAUGUGGACCUGAAAAAGCUGGCAGAAGUAGAAGGCUCCACUUGGAAUUGAGCCCCUGAAGGCCUCUCCCACACUACUCAGGUAUUCAGCAGGUGAGACUCCCAGCCCACCUUCCCUUUGGUUUGGCUUUUACAUCUCUUCUGAGUAUCCUAUGCCCCUCUUCCACACAGACAGAAGCCACGGUUCCUGUUUCUCCAGGUGUCAGAAAUGUCCUCUUGGUGCCCUUUCCGGUGGCUCCUAGCCCCACCCUGGUUAGCUUUUUGGAGGGUUUUAGCCGAUCCUAUCUGUGGAGCUGCCUAACUCUGACCACUUGGGCACAGGGCAUGGUGCAUGUGUGUGGAGAAGUUUGCAAACGCAGUCUGAUUUGGGGUAAAUGGGAGUCUUUGUGCGGUUUAGCUCUGUAACGGUCAGCAAAAUUUGGGUCUGAGGAAGUGGCCCUCUCCAACGAGGGAAUGCUUGGUGUUUUUCCUCCAGGGACAUCCUUUGGGAGUGAGUACCAGAACAUUUGAGAGUGCAAGGGGAUUAGACGACAGGUCUGACCAGCAAGUUGUGAAGCCUUGAGAGCCUGGUCUACAGGGUGGGAAAGAGCUAACUUGGGAUAGCCACACUGAUAGCUGCAGGUUGGGGGGCUGCUCAGAAAGACUCUUCUGUCUUUGCCCAGCCAAGGCAGUGCCAGGGUGGGAACUGCACUGGUCUGGUCUGGAUCAGAGGUCUGAGACUCUCGUCAAUGCCUAGAGGUCCUUUUCUGCUCGCACAUUGAUCUCCUCUGCCAAGGUUUCCCAGCACUGGUGUCCAAAGUAUUGAAUCUAAGUCACCACGAAGCCAAGACUUCGAACUCCUCCCAGCACAGAGGCCCUAUCCCACAGGGGAGCAUCCCCCGUGGCUGCUGUGACAGAUGUUCACAAAUGGGUGCCCCAAAGCAAUGGACCGACUGUUUCGUGGUUCUGGGCUUCAGAAGUCUGAAAUCCAGAUGCUGGCAGGACUGGCUCCUUUUUGGAGUCUGGCCCAGUUAGGAGGGGGACACUGCUGGUACACCUUAGUGUUCUUGGGGGGGAUGGUGGGUGGGUGAAGCCCUUUUACUUCUCCUUGUCUACAUACAGCUGUGCUCAAUCCCCUCUUAUAAGGACACCAGCCAUUGGACUCAGUGUCUGCUAGAACCCAUUUUGACUUGUUUACAUCGGCAGAGAUUUCCAAAUAGGGUUGUAUUCACAAGUUCUGGGUGGCCAUUAAUUUGUGGAGGGGGCACUGCUGAACUCAGCACAGCUAGGUGUUCUGUCUUAGCCUCACUCACCCCUUCCAGGAAUGACCAGCUUGGACUAAAAAGGGGCUGACAACCGAGAGUAGGGAACAGCAGUGAUCCCGCCAUGUCAGCAGCAGCCUCCCCAGGGUCUGUUCUCCCGGAAGUGGUACAGAUUUGUGACUUGCUCAGCAGGGCAUCCUGGUCUGGCCAGGAUCAGAAAUGCCCAUUGCUGGGGUUGGGGAUUUAGCUCAGUGGUUAGAGCGCUUGCCUAGGAAGCGCAAGGCCCUGGGUUCGGUCCCCAGCUCCGAAAAAAAGAACCAAAAAAAAAAAAAAAAAAAAAAAAAAGAAAUGCCCAUUGCUCUCUCGUCUUGGGUUCCCGAGCAGACACAGAAGGCCCAGGCCAGACUUCAGCUGCUGUAGUUUUUCAGGGCCUCUCAGAUUUUGUGUACCCAGAACCAUGACUCAGGGUGGCUUUCCCUGCAGCUGUGGUCAGUAUGCAGCUUUAUUGACUGGUGCAACACCUGCCCAGGACUGGAUUCCUGGGAGGGAUCUCUCUGCCAGUACAGGUCUGGAGCUGUGUGGGCAAAGAGAAUGUGACCCUUCGAUAGAAGGGAUAAGAGAUGGCCUGGCCCACUCCUGGAAGGCAUUUUCAGGUCAGGACAGACUGGAAACAUUUGUCCGUGUCCUGGCACUGCUCAGGCACGCUGCCGAUCUGAUUCUCUCACCUAAUGGAGUCUUGCACCGCCUACUGCAAGCCUCGGCAGCACCACAUGGGAGAGCUGGAGUGACCAAGUCCUCUCAGCUACUUGGCACACACCCUGGCUACUUUGAUUGCUCUCUGGCAUCAGGGUAUUCAGUAAAGGGGGUUGGGGAUCAGAACAAACAAACAAACAAAACCCCACCCCUUCUACCCAGGAAGUGAGACCCAAAGCCAAAGCCAAGACCCAAAGGGCCAGGUACUAGGUCCCAGGGUGAUCAGGGUGAGGACAUACUGGCUUUCUAUGGGGUCUGUUUGAAUGUGUGUGUGCGGUGACAGAGACCAUAGAGGUAGGAGUGGCCACUCCAGAAAGUGUGCAGCACACACUCAGUAAGGAGUCUGUCUUUGUUUAGGGUAAAAAGCAAAACAAGGCACCACCAGGCUCUGUGAGCUUUGCAGGGUUUUGGUGGGCAGUGGCUCUCUGAAGAAAUGUUUUCUUCCUGGUCUUCAGGCGUCUGUUCCAAUGCACAAGUCCAGAACGGCUGGCUCUGCCUUACAGGGAUGGGAGGGAGAAAUGAGCCACUAGGGAGGGAGACUUACAACCAGGGCAGAUGGAUGGUCAAGGUUAGGAGGCACACGUAGACCCUUGCCGAGUGGCAGCACUUGUCACUGGCAGGUGUAAAAGAGAGUCAGACUUUGUGCAGCUAAUGAACAUGAUUACUCUAAGUGACAAACAUGCCAAAUUUAGGGGUAAGCAUGUAGCAACUUGGAAUGGAUUUGCAGGUUACAAAGGUAAAGACUCUGUUGGCCAUUGAGGAGGGGGCUCGUGAACCCUUUGACUAGUGUUCCGAUGAGUAUGUUCUCCUGGGGUUGGGGGUGGGGCUCUAGAAUCCAACCCUCCCAGGGUUGAACAGCUCUCAGGGUUGGAGCUAAGGAGGAAUGGAGCACCAAUAAAGCAGGGAGGUGUGGACUCUCCCACAUGCUGUGUUCAAUGCCAGUCUAGGACCUGCCUAGGCCUCUUCUGGUGAGAGGGGGGGUCAGUUCCCCAGGCUGCUUCCUGAACAGCCUUCCUUCACCUCACCUUCAGCCGGACCUCCACGUAGCUUUGAACAAGAUGGCUCUUUAGAUUAGAACUGGAUCUGGAAGGGGACCAUGAUGCCUAAUGCUUAGGGCUGUAGGUAGGGAAGAGCGCUUGCAUUGGAACAUACUUGAGAGAUACACUCUAGGCCCCCAGGAAUCUUGAGGGAUGAGAAAAAUAGCAGCAAAGAAGCAAAGGGAAGGAGGAAGGUUCAGGCAAUGGAGGAGGGGUCAUGCAGGAACACCCCCUCACACACACCCUUGAGCUGGGCUCAAACACUUGCACAGGAUGUUUCUUCUGCCUCUGGUUAUAUGCACACAUGCUAUUAGCAUGCACACACACAAGCCUGGGACCAAGCAUCCCGAGACUAGGAUGCUAUUUCUCCAGAGGGCAGAAGAAAGAUGUGUAGGAUAGGCAGCGUAGAGGACGCAGGCUGGGAAAGAAUGCCACAGACAUUGCUAAGUGUACCUUGUUGGCGUCCAGAGCAAGCAUCAUUUGGGUAGACAAGCUGGAUGGAGAGAGAGAGGUGUAGGUGCCCAGUUACUGAGGAAGAGGGCUCAGGUGCUGGUGUAGAUUGGGGUCAAGCAUCAUCCCUCUGGACAGUCACAUGGUGCAUUCCAUCCCACAGUGGACCCACAGCAAGCCCCUGACGACACUCACGCUAUAGAUUGGUGGCCUGAAUCAUGGACACUGGGAGCCUUGAGAUCAUGGAGAUUUUUUUUUUCUUUUUUUUUUUUUUUUCCGGAGCUGGGGACUGAACCCAGGGCCUUGCGGUUGCUAGGCAAGCGCUCUACCUCUGAGCCAAAUCCCCAACCCCGAGAUCAUGGAGAUUUUUAAGGUGGUCCAAGCAAUCCUGCAGCUGUUCUACAAUGUGGCGACAGCAGAGUCAGAGACUAUGUUUAAUGGCUACAUAGUUGUUGAGAGUGCUGAGCCAGGGUCUUGGUUUGGUUGCUGGGUCUGUGUAAGAUAAUGAUACAAUGUUUAAUGGCUACAUAGUUGUCGAGAGUGCUCAGCCAGGGCUGUGAGUGUCCCCAGGUAUGGCGGAUGAGGUGUUGAAGAUGUGGGGAGGAGAGGUGGUCAAAGGAUAAGGAAGAAGGCAGACUUCUAAACCAAGGGUGGCCAAGAUGCUUAGCAUGUGAGGAGAGUCUGUGGUGUAGAGCCAGCACCUGCAGCCCUAAACCCCUUGGGAACCCACUCAGCUCAAUGCCCCUCCACCCCAAGUCUAAGAUGGCUGGAAUCCACAGUCUGUGGUCCCAGCCUGAUGCAUCUCUGCCAUUGUUCCCAUGUGUGGGGAUGGAGAGGGUUAGUCUGGGGGGUUCCCACACAGUGAGCUGCUCCCUGAUGGGGCUGUGUCAGACAAGCAUGUUAAAGCUUUGGAGUCCUGACAAGGCAGAUUGGGAGAGUAUGCUGCCAUGCAAAUUGAGGGCUGACUUUUAUAAAGAGGGAUUCUUUGUAGUCUUGGGGAGGAAACUCAUCCUCCAUCAGCUGCUCAAGUAUUGAUCAGAGCUGCGUGAUACCCCUGGGCACGGAGGGCUCGGCGUGACUGUGUGGCUUAGACACCUGUGGGCCCAAUGUGGCACUGACUUAGACACCCGCUUCUCUUGUGGUUUAUUCUACGCAUGCACAAUUGAAUAGUUGCAUUUGGAUUGCUAUAUUCUCUGACAGGUGCUCCAAGGAAUUUGUAAAGAAUGAGUCACCCCCAGCACCUGUCUUGAGGGACGAGGGACGUGUAGGAUGGGAUUUAGCUCCUGGGUGAUCUUGUCUAUGGCCUUGACAGGGUUCUGUUGGAUGGAGAGAUUAUACUAGAGCCUUGGGCGAUCAUGUGGUGUGGAGUUUAUCAGGUCAGAUAAUCCUGGAGGUCAAGGGACCUGGAAACAAGACCAGAAAGACCUGGGAUGAUUAAAGGAGAAAGGAGCCAAUGUGUUUGAGGCUGAGCUGGUAGAGCUUCAGGGCCUGGGGUAUGGUCAGUGGGACCCGGGGAGGCUUUCUGGGAGCGAUUCAGAGUCAGGGGCCCUAUGUAGACAAUCUAGUGACUAUGGGGCAGUGCCAGCACCUGAGCUAGGACUAAUUAAGGACAAUGGGGCCUUACAACUAAACACCCACACACCAGAGUAGGCAGCAGGUGUGUCCCUGCCUGGCCAGCUGGUUAGGCGGGACAGGGCUUUGUGAGUUCUGUGGGUCUGGGUGAGGAAGUGCCCAGUCAGCUCUUUAGCAAACUGUGGAAAAAUGUAGGGGGAAGGGGGCUGUGGAGAGAACAGGAAAUGGGGGAGGAGCCAGUAAGGGCGGGGCGCCCACAUUUACAGCCAAGUGUGGCCAGAGUCUGGCUCUGCCCAGAGUGAUGGCCAGAGACCAGCACAGUGACCUUGACUCCCCGCCUCCAGUCCCAUCUGUGAAAUGGAGACAGUAACUCAGUCAUGUCCCUCUUAGACUGAGGGUGAAGGCGAAAGGACAGAGGCCAACAGCUCAGGAGCAGAACCUAUUGGUGACAGCAGCCAGGCCCAGCAGCUUCUUUUGUGCUGACCCUGAGCCCCCUGAGCCAGACCUGCCUCUCAGUCCUCAUUAACCCCUAGUCAACAUUAUCGCCGGCUGAGAUGCAGGUAUCACAAGGUCGUUAGAGCGAUGGAGAGAGAGAUUUGAUGUCAUCUGCCCCCACAGGGAACAGGUGACAGCCAGGGUCCUGGGAGGUACCAGCAGCCAUUAUGGCAGCCUCCUUGAAGCAGCAGGUGCUGGAGGAACCACACCCUCACUUCCUGCUGCUCCUCAACUUCAUUUUCCUUGGCUCCUCCAUUUUGCAUAAGAUAAAGUCUAAGCCCAGGGCUAGCAAAACGGCUCUCCCUCGUCACACAAACCUGUGCAACCAGAGUUCAAGCCCCAGGAUCCACAGAACGGUAGGAGGAAAGUAACUGACCUCCACCUAUGUACCACGCAUGCAGUCACGUGCACACAGUAAUAAUAAAGAUUAAAAAAAAAAAAAAAAAAAGCAAAAAACAUCCCAAGGCCCAGACUGACAAAGGAGGGUGCUCGUGGCGCUGAGGACGCUUUGGCCCUGUGCGUAGGAAGGAGGUCUUUAAGGAAGAGGAGUGUUUCUUGGUUGGUGCCAGUUCGUACCCACAUGGACUUGGAGUGGUCCCUGGGAAGCAGGCUGAGGGUCCAGGAGUGACGUGUAGCACCCUGAAGGAGGUACGAAGUACUAGUGGCAGCUGCGGCUGGUGAGACUUGUCUGCCGGUUUUUUCCCGUGAAUCCAUUCUUUCUGUGAAAAAGUAAACUGUUGCUUGCUGCAAAUAGGUUCACGUUGCUGAUCCAGAAACAGGUUCGGAGCGAGUUGGCUCCACAAGCCCAGGGGUGGCCUGGGUAUUGAGCUUGGCCAUUCCUAAUUCUUGCCCAGCCCAUGGCUUUUAUGUGCACAACCUCAAGCGUCCAUUUUAACAAUAGUACGGAGUGGACACCCAGGUCAAGAAGCCAGAGUACUGUCGCCUGGCCUGGAUUAGCAGGUCAUUCUUUAGUAUGGGGUUCUAAGUGGGGGAGGUGGGGAUGAGAAGGUAAACACUGCAAGCUGGUAUCCGGAGGUCUUGCACAAGCUGUGUCCUUUCCCAAGAAAAUUUAUUACAAAGUACAGCAUCUUGGAAUGGGAUGGAGUCCGCCCAAAGCUCUCACGUAACGGGACACAGCUAAUCAGUGUUGCACAAGGGGAGCACAGGAUGUCAGAGGCGAGUACAGGGCGGCCUUGGAACUGCGAAGUCCGGCCUCAGGGUGGGAAGAAUUGGGUUCUUAGGAUGGGAAGCGCAACUCCUCCAAGGCCCUGGCCACAGGCCCUUACUGGCUCUGCCAAGCGUAAUCCUGGUUAUAGACGGGGGACUAUAUUCCUUCUCCAUACAGCAGGGUCUCAGGGAAAGCCUCGAAUCAGCCCAGCCCUCAACAGCUAUCACCAAACAUGAGGGUGGGACCCCAUCAGUCGGGUGGGCAGCCACCAUCAUGGUAAAUUUGCUGACGUCUCCUUCCAGGCUUUUGUUCUUAAACUCGUGUGCGCAUGCGUGUACAGACACCCCAGUCAGAAGACGACUUUCAAGAGGUGUGUCCGUCCUCUUUCUGCCACGGGUCAGGUUCUGGGCAUUGCCUUGGGAGUAUUGCAUUCUAUCUCUAACAAGGGCUCUGCUGGUCAGUAUUAUUCAUUAUUGAGGCAUGACUCACGCACCGUACCGAUCACCCCUUAAAAUGCACGAAUCAUGGGGGCCGGAGAGAUGGUUCCGGAGUUAAGAGCACUGACUGCUCUUCCAGAGGAUCUCAGUUUUGUUCACAGCACUCGUGUCAGGGGACUCAUGGCUGCCCUUGACUCUAGCUCCAGGGGAUCCUAUGUCCUCUUCUGGCCUCUGCAGGCACUGCACUGACAUGCACACACGUACGUGCACACAGACAUACACAUCGUGUUUAAAGCAUGUGGCUUAGUGUUUUUCACUGGACCACAAGACCCUUCCAAGAUGGCCUGUCUAGUUCAGAGCACGAGUGACGUCGUCGGAGGCUUCCAGGGCAGCCUCGGGUUUUGCCUUUCCCCAGAGGAACCGGCCCUUUCCUGUGCAGCUAGGCACGCCGCAUCAGGACACAUGUGCCAUCCCAUUGUGUGACUUCGCCCCAUAGAAGGCAGCUAACAUCCCAAUAUUUUCCUGGCUUCUUUCCAUGGUUGGCAAAAUUACUCUCAUUGCUGGACAGAUGGCCCGUUGUAAAUAAAGUUUUACUGAGAUUGGGCGUCAUCUGUGGCUAUAUUAUGCUACAACGGUGGGGGCUGAAUGAAUAUAGCAGAGACUAUUUAGACCCUGAGGCAUGAGCCCUCAAUAGUCCAUCCCUUAUAGUCAAGUCUUCUCUGUCCUUGGCCUUGGUGCACUUUCUGGUUUGUGUUUGGUAUGGUAACUUUCAUCUGUAAUUUCUACAAGCAAGCAGGAGGACUUGAGAAAGGAUUCCUUGGAGCCAUUCUCCAAGCUGACCCUGGAGCUACAGUCAGUCCCCUCCAAACUGCCCUGGGCUCCUAGGAGAGAACUAGGUGCUUUGUGGUCAGAGAAUGGUUCUUUGUGUGAAUUUCCCUCUGAGUGAGCCCAGAGGUCUUGUCAGUGUGUCUUGGGGGUCAGCGUGUGGUUUGGACACCUUGUCCCUUUCCAAAUUGUGGUUGCAGGGGGCUGUGGCUUUCCUGGCACCCCAGCGCAGUUCAAGCACUUUCUAGAGACACGGCAGAACUUGCUGUUGCAGGCCUAGCCUUUGCCAGGCACCUCUGUUUAUGACAGAGUCCUGGUUAGAACACUGGCCAGCUGGCUCUUAGCCAAUGAAGGAGGAGAGCUGUCUGGACAGGAGCCCCGGCUUCAGAGCCUUGUGGGCUAAUUGAGGCCCUACUAUGAGCCUUCCUAGCUGUUUCCUCUUCUCUAGCAACCAGCUGGUGCCUGACUAACAGACUCUGGUAGUGUAGUAGAGAAGCUGUUGUGAAGUUAUCAUCACGGGCCAAGAUGUCCCGAGGAGCUGCGCAGGUGACAGUCCCACUGUCUCCUUCUAGAAGUCUAGACUCCCGGGAAACCUGUGGCCUAUGCCUGGGAGCUACAGGGACAAAAGCCCAGGGGGCAGAAGAGGCUAUCUCCCCCAGUCCUUCAUACUGUGACGCUGUGGAUGGAAAGGAGGCACCCUUCCCUUCAGGGAUAUGUGGACUCAGAUCAGCUUUCCUCUACUCCUCCAGACGGGGAAGGUGGGAAGGUCUGUGACUCGCUUAAGGUCCCCAGUACAGGGGCAGUGUCGGGAGUCCCUGGAGACUCAAACAGGGGCAGGCUUCCUGAUUUUGGAGGGUGCUUGUUCCAUGGGGCAGGAGGCUUGGUGGCAAAGAUGUUGUGUGUGUCUCAACGUGCACCUUCUCGAGUCUCCCAUGGGCAUGCAGGCAGAAGCAAUCAGGAUUAUAAAAACAAACCUGUAUCCAGGAAUUUUGUUCCCCCCCCCCCCCCCCCCCGAGAGAAUUGGUAACAGACACCAGCCAGCGUUUGGCCACACAUUUAUUCAGUCUUGCUUUACCCGGUGGGGUGGGAGGGAGGCUAGAAGCAGCUGCACACAGUGCCUGGGGGUCAUAAGGAAAUACUGCUGGGAGCCUGCAGGUAUGAAGUAAUUUGUUCACUGCUGUGGUGCUGGGAUAAACUCAGGACCUCCGAUACUGUAGCACUCCAACACCGAGCAUCCUCCCCCAGCCUGGCUUGGGUGUUUCUAACUAAAAUGUAACAAUGAGGCCAUAAGAGGGAAUCCGACUCCUGUGUGCAAGUGCACUCCUUUUUGUUUUUACUGAAAUGGACUUGAAUUAUACAUGUAUUUUUCGAGUUAGUACUUGCUAGAAUUGUCUAAUAACAGGCAGCCAUCAGCCUAGUCCCCUCUAGCCUUGGCUGCCGCAGCCAGCGAGGCCUCUGCCUUCUAGCACAGUGCAUGUUCAGGGGUUUUGUUUGUUUUGUUUUGUUGUUUUUCGGGACAGGGUCUCGUGUAGCCCAGGCUGGCCUUGAUUCUCUGGCCUCCAUCUCCUGAGCGCUGGGAUUACAGACAUGUACUACCUAGCGUGGCUAUGUGGAUGGUUUUUACAUAUGUGCGUGUUUGCAUGGGUGUACAUGUGUGUGCCGAUGUGCGUAUGUAUAGGAGCCAGCAAUUAAUCUAUAGUAUCAGGCCCUAGGAGUCCUACACAUUGUUUUUUGAAACAAUAUCUCUCACUGGACAUUAUGGAAUAGGCUAGUCUAGCUGGCUAUCGAGUCCCCUGGGGAUCCCUGGUCUCCCUCUAUCUAGUGCUGGGAUUACAAGAGCUCUCCACUAUUCCUAGCUACCCCACCUCCCAUCUCUCUCCCUCUCCCUCUCCCCCUCCUCCUCUCCCUUCCCCUCUCCCUCUCUGUGUCUCUGUCUCUGUGUCUAUGUCUGUGUCUCUGUCUCUGUCUCUCUCUCUCUCUCUCUCUCUCUCUCUCUCUCUCUCUCUCUCUCUCUCUCUCUCUCUGUGUGUGUGUGUGUGUGUGUGUGUGUGUAAGUCCUGAGGCUCAUCAGUUAGGCAAGACUGGCUGUCUAGUGACCCCCGUGGGAUUCACUUCUUGUCUAAAUCUCCUCAACACAGGGAUUAUAAGAAUGUGUCUCCAACCCACCCCAGUUUGAUACAGGAGAUCAAACUUAGGUCCUCAUGCCAACCCAGCGAGCACUUUGUCAAAUUGAGCCAGCAUCUCCCCAGCUUGCUGGUUGGAUUAACACAGAGCUUAGGACUCUAGGAGCAACCAGGGAGGUGUUGUGAGAGCCAAGUGGGACAGCACCAGGUGUGGGAACUGAGAGCAGUGAGCCUGCUGGGGCAGGCUGAAAGAGCCACCUGUCAAAAGGGCCAGCAUAUUCUAGAAACCUCUCUCCAGGAACGUUUCUCUUGCUGAAGGGUUGAUGUAAGACCAGGAAGGAGGAGAAAGAGGCAGAAAGAUCAAUCCCAGGGCUCUGUUUGUGAGUUCUCCAGAGAAACAACACAGAGAGAAGACCCAGAGUUUGGUGUGGGAAUGGGCUCCCACAGGCUGAAAGAGCCCAAGCUGCCAUCUGCAGACCUGAGAUCAGUGGUGUGAUUUCAUCUGUGAAUGGGGGCGGAUAGUGUCUAGAGUGGAAAGGACAGGGGACCAGGAGCCCUGACGGCCGGAGACAACAGAUCUAUGUCCACUCCUGAGCAGAGAAGAUGUUCACAUCUUCUGGGUUCUCAAAUUUGGACACUGUAGACCGAGACAUAUGAUUCAAAGUUAAUCCUGUACAGAGACAAACAGCUCCAAAUUAACCAGCUUGCUGGGUGUCCCUUAGUUCAUUAACUAGCUUGGGUAUUCCUCCGUUCAGUCAAGUUGACAUAGAAAAGAAACCAUCACAAGAGUGUGAGCCCAGAAAAACAGAGAAAGUUCCUCCUGUGUGGAUAACUCAUAGGGCUCACUCCAUCCAGCCAAAGCCUGUGGUUCCAGGCUCAGCUCGCCUCAUCCUGUGCUCUCCACAGAUCAGCCUGCCCUGCCCUUCCCUUUUCCUAGAUAGAAACUUUAAGCUCCAACACUUUACAAAGCCACCUUCCCCAAACUAAGCCCUCAGAGGAUGGUCCCGCACUACAAUCACAGUCACGGAUGUCUGGCUUUGAGGUCUAGGUAGGUUUAUGAGGGAAAGAGGAGCCGGGGCCAGACCUGGAGCCCGGGUUAGGAUUCUUCUCCCACCUCAGAUUCUCAGAGCUGUUGGGAAAUAGCCCAUACCCUCUGCCCCAGCCCAGCCAGCUGCUUUCUCUGCAGGAGAAGGGAUGGGAAGUGCCUGUCCUUGUGACCUUCAAGUUUGUCCUCUUAAUCUUCUGACAGCUGGGGAGGGAGAGCACCGCCUGAGGAGGUCAUGAUGCUGCCAGGCUGAGGGGAGGGAGGACUGUCCUCCAGGCUGUGGCUGUGAACUGAGGGUUUCUACAUUGCCGAGCCUCUGCUCAUCAACACCUCUUCAAACAGGCACCUUCAAAAAGCUGAUCCCUGCCACUUGAGACAAAUCUCUGAUUGCUUUUCUCACCUGAAAGCUUGUCCUCUGGCUGGCCUGUCUCUGUCUCUGACCUCACCCCUGAGGUGAUGUCACAGCAACACAGCUCUGCUGUUCCCAUAGCAACAGCCUCCCAUGAUUAACAAGCCAGGGCAGACACGGGGGGCUGUUGGCAGAGGUGGGGAGUGGUGAUUCCACCUAACCUGGGUCAGUGACCCCCGAGACCCCACGUGGACCACCUUAGGACAAGAUUUUGGUGUCUGCCUCUUCUCCUCUGGGAGGGGGGGUUCUUUUUGUGCCCGGCUGUUGGGGGAGAACGUGUGACCAGGCCACGUGAACUGAUGCAGAUUUAAAAGUCCGUCUUACCAGCAAGAAUAGUAAGGCACCAGCUGGAUCAACCACAAGGACCUAUCUUGGUUGGUGGAUACCUGGACCCUGAGGUCAGAGGGCAGCUUGCUACAAGACAGCUCCAUAGAAAGCGCUUCCAUUCUCCCGGCCAACCUUUGCCUCCCUGUAAUGUGUCCUCACUGGCCUGGCUUAGUCAUCUGGAGACACACACAAAAUGCAGAGAGACACAGAGCGAGCAGCUCAGCUGAGCCCCUCUUCCGAAGAUGAAGCCUUGGUUUUGAGGCAGAAGCCUUCAGAGACGCAAUCCCCAGAGGAGGACACUGUCACUCUGCAGCAGUGGAAAGCACGGCAGCUGCAGCGCCUGGCUGAGGAGUUGAAGGCAGAGUGGCAGGAGGCCCGGCUGCAGCAGGUCCGACAAGCCGAACGCCUCUACUUGGCCCACCUGUUGGAUGAGGCAGCAGAGCGGGCCGUGGGAAGCGACUCUGGCUUGGAUGAACAGAACCAGAGAGGAACACCAAAACACACAAGGGCUAAGGAGAGAAACCGAGCAGCCUACAGAGAGGAGAAGGGCCGCAGGGAGGAGCACUCCAGACAUCACCCCAAGUCCCGGAAAAAGGCAUCGUGCACGGAGAGACGGACUUCUACCAAAGCCCGUGGCCCAACCCCUGUUGAGAAGGGUAAAGGGAGACGGGUGUCUUCAAGUAAGGGCCGUGGUGGAUACCAGCCCUUGGGCCCUCGGGUGACCAGAAGGGCAGACAUGGGGAAGUUCAACCCAUUCUUUGAUGGUAUUAGAGAAACUGAAUUCGGGGAAGAAGUACAGAAGGAAUUCUUCCGGGAGGGGAGGCGGCCCUCAUCAAAGGGGACUCGACUUGCUCACAACCUCAGGGACCAGAGUCUGCAAGGCAAAGCAACAGUCCUAGAAGAAUCCUUGCCCCUCGACCACACCUUCAAACAAGGGGCUGAAGCCCAGGGGCACCCAAGCAAGUACAACAACAGGAAUCAGUGGCACAAAGAAAUUGAAUCUACCUUCGAGGAAUUGUUUAACACAAAUAGGAAGCUGAAGAAACAUCUGAAUUUGCACCUUGAACAGAGGCUCAAGGCAGACCAGAAUCCAGAUGAGCAACAGAGCUACUCAGAGAUUCGGAGUGAGAACUUUGGCACCCUGAGAGAGGAGGAGAAUACGGAGGAGCCAGAAACCACCAAGGAGUCUGAGAGCCCAACAGAGGUGGAGACUUCUGAGAUGUGGUCCAAAGCCAAUCUGAAACAGAUACUGAGUGACACGGAGUACCCCAGGUACCAACAAAUGGCAAAGUGCCCAUUAAAGAAUGAAAGCCUAGUGCCUGUUAAGGCAGGAACAUCUAGAGAACAAGACGACUUGUUCUCACUCAGUCCAGAGUCGGUACAGGAGACACCCACAUCACCUGUGGUGGAGGACGAUAGUCUCAAGCCUUACCUGCAGAAACAGGCAGACUCUGUAUCAAGCUGGAUGGCUUUGAGGCAAAAGCAGAAGGCAGAGUUGGAGCAGAGAAGGCAAAAGACACUUUUGGAGCUGACAGAACACCCCAACAUGAGCUUGGAGAUCCAUUACAAGGCUGAGCUGGAGGAAGAACGCAGGGAGCGUAGACGGAUGCGUUUGGCUCUCCUUAAAUCGUAUCCCACAGGGGUCCAGGCCCCGCCUGUUGAACGAAAUAUUCCUCUGGACAACGGUCUUCUCGAUGAGGACAAACAGAACCAGAUGAUCCGUGACCUUCAACAGCAGAUCUUAGAGCAAAACAAGAUACACCAGGAGUUUUUGGAAAAAGCCAGGAAACGCUUGCAAGAGUUUCAGAAAACAUUUUAAAAGCAGACCCACCCAUGAUAAAUACAUCCCUGAUGGCUGCUUUGCCUGUACCAUG